Molecule: messenger RNA, 811 nt
Organism: Platichthys flesus (European flounder)
Lineage: Eukaryota; Metazoa; Chordata; Actinopteri; Pleuronectiformes; Pleuronectidae
Product: neuroendocrine protein 7B2
Exons: 6
Coding region: 86-757 (223 amino acids)
Biological process (GO): regulation of hormone secretion; neuropeptide signaling pathway
Cellular component (GO): secretory granule
Molecular function (GO): enzyme regulator activity
Source: RefSeq, a predicted model, not a curated record
UUUGGACACCGGAAACCUAUGCUGCUUUAAAGGAAGCUUGACAGCUUCGUCGUGCACAGCAGGUCCCAUCAUCAGCAUCAACACGAUGACGCGCUCCGGCCCCGCGGUGCUCUUCUCCCUGCUCGGCCUCCUCCUGGGGCUGCAGCUCGGCACAGCUUCGGCCCGCAGCCCCCGCACGGCCGACCAGGUGUCCGAGGCCGACAUCCAGCGGCUCCUGCACGGCGUCAUGGAGCAGUUGGGCAUCGCCCGGCCCCGGGUGGAGUAUCCAGCCCACCAGGCCACCAACAUCGUCGGGCCCCAGAGCAUCCAGGGAGGUGCACAUGAGGGGCUGCAGCACCUCGGCCCUUAUGGGAACAUCCCAAACAUUGUGGCUGAGCUGACGGGAGACAACGUUCCCAAAGACUUCACUGAAGACCACGGAUACCCGGACCCUCCAAACCCCUGUCCCCUGGGGAAGACAGCGGCAGACGGUUGUUUGGAAAACGCUCCGGACACGGCCGAGUUCAGCCGAGAGUUUCAGAAACACCAGCAUCUGUAUGACCCGGAGCACGACUACCCAGCUCUGGCCAAGUGGAACAAGGAACUGUUGUACCAGAAACUGAAGGGAGGACCCAAGAGAAGAAAAAGGAGUGUCAACCCAUAUUUAAUGGGCCAGAGGCUGGAAAACGUGGUCGCCAAGAAAUCUGUUCCUCGCUUCUCUGAGGAGGAGGAGGAGGAAGCACUGACCGUCUCCCCUGCCGCCAAAUCCACGACCUAAACCUCUGCAGCCGCAGCACUCGCUGUCAUAUUAAACUACAGAUUCAAGAUUUAA